AUUAAAACAAUUACAUCCCGAACCAUAACCCCUCCUGACCACUCACAAUUCGACAAUUGUAGGAAUCUGGAAUAGUUCAUCUUACAAACAUCCCCCUCUAAGCAACUAAGUGGUACAGCCCAGAGCGUACCACUCUUGACUCCUCCCCCCCCCUCUCCACGCGUCGCUAAUGCGCUCGGCCGCGCGUCUCCGACCCGUUCCGUCUCCCCCACCGUUCGCCCGCCACUGUUCGCGACAGCUCAGCUGGGUUCGCGCCGCGUCCUUAAGGAGCUUCUCUGAUGUGAGACUCACCUGCCUGACCGUGUCUGCCCAGUACCACCACCACCACCGCUGCCGCCGCCAGCCAGCCAGCCGAGCAUGCACCCCAGAAGAAGCGAGCCGUGAAACACAUGUGCGCGACUGUGGCAUGGUGCCGGACGGAAUUAUGCCUCACACGCUCGCACUGGCCACCAUGCUCAACGGAAAAUCCAUCCGGCACGGCACCGCGGAUGCCUCCGGGGUCCUGCGGCAGCCGCCGUCCUUCCGCCGGUCCGUGGACCCCGGUACCACACCGCCGCCACCGACGCACCGAGACCGGCGCUCCCUGGAUGGGAUCCCGCGACAGCCGCCGCUCCGGCGCCUAGCGGUAGACUCCCCCCCUGCUCCGGUAUUGGGGGUAGGAGGAGGGGUCCCGACGGGGCAACAGGUGGUCGAGAAGCGCCCCGGCGUGGUCCGGCACCCGUCCAUGAAGCGCCUGCUGGACUCGCGUGGGUUGCUCGCGAUACAAAAAUUCAGGCACGCGCGCGGAAAAGCCAAGGACGCCUCGGUCGGGGUCCUGCCGCAGCGGGCGGUGGAGGGGCGGGGCCCCGUGGAGCCCAUCAUCACGGGAGGAGGACCCAGAAAGCAGCAGCAGCAGCAGAAAAUCAGGCAUGUGGCGACGGGCAAUGGGAUGACUAUCCCCAUUGUAGCGGUCCCCGCCCACCCAGUGGACGUCGCGAAGACCCCCGCGGUGGCAUGGGGCAUCCAAGGAUCCCGGGACAUACUCGAACUGUCGACAGAUGAACCGGACGGGCCGGCCGCGGAUGCCCGCGUGGACUCCGAGGACCCGGCCGCAUCGACGGCGAAGUCGAAGGUUACGUCGGCGUCGGCGGCGGCGGCGGCAGCAACGGCGUCGGUGUUAACGACGGUGGCGGCGACGAUGACGACUACGGCAGCGGCGGCGACAACGGCGACGACGAUGGCGGAAAAAUUCCGCCGCGAGAAGGGGAAGGACGGCCGCGACGGGGUCUUUUCGAUUCAUACACUGGGCAGACAGCCGUCCACAGCCAGGAGGUCGGUAGACGCCUCGCUGGUCCUGAUGACGCCGGCGUCGCAACCCAAGCACAGACACGCGAGCGAGCACAGCAGGGACGCCCGAGAUGGGGUCUUCGCGCACAGGUUUGACCGGCGCUCGCUGGACGACUUGGGCAGCGUGGCGCUGCAGGCCGGUGGGCGGCCUGCGGCGAGCGCGACGGACGCCCGCGGGUCCUUGAAGCGCCGGCCGAGCAGGCACUCGCGAGCAGCGGGGGAGGACGACAACGGAUGCCCCGGGGUCCUGACGGCGCGCGAACCGCACAGGCACAGCAGCGUGGGCAGCCUCGGGGGCCUUAGCGAUUCGGACAGACACGCGAGCAGGAGUGAGCUGGACACCUCGGGGGAGCUGGUGUUCCAGGCUGGGGUCCUCGUGGGCGGCUACCUGCCAGCGCUCGUGGACAGACUCGUGCCGACGGGGGACUUCCCCACAGACAAGUCGCUUGCGUUCACCGUGCUGCUGUGUGGGCGUCUGUUUGCUCCGCCGCACGACCUCGCGGCGCUGCUGAGUGAGGCCAGCGACCGGCGGUGGCACUCAGAGGAGCUCAGAGACGAGGCGAAGCGGAGGAGGUUUGGCUGGCACAUGUCGGAGCUGCUCUCCGAGUGGCGCGACACGUUCCCACGUGACUUUGAGGAUCUGCGGGUCGCCCAGCUCCUCGCCGAGGUCUCCCGCAGGGUCGUGGGUCAUGCAGAGGAGGCUGACAGAUUCCACGUCCCUCUCGGAUGUCCCCCUGUGCCCCCCACGCCGGGCCUGCCGUGGGAGGUCCCUUCCCUCGACCGGCUCUCUCUCCACUGCAUCGCUGCGCCGGAUUCUGCGUCCUCGGCAUCGUCGGCACCAUCGGCAGAGCCGACCACCGCCAAGGUCGGUGCGUCGGGGGUGCUCUCGGUGGGCCCCUGCGGGACCUGGGACCUGGCGGCCACCUGCGCUGACCCCUACACGCUCGCGCAGCAGCUGACGGGCAUCGAACUGGAGCGGAUGAACGACAUUGGCCCCGAGGAGUUCAUGCAGGCCAUCAUGGCGGCCAGCAGCAGCAGCAAGCAGGCGGACGGCGAGGAGAAUAAGGGCCCUCCCAAAGUGCAGAGCCCCCCACUGGAGGUCUACGUGGACUGGUUCAACCGCCUCACCUACCUGGUGGCCACCGAGAUUUGCGUGCCCGGCAAGAAGAAGCAACGCGCGCGAGUGAUGGAGUUCUUCAUCGACGUCGCCCGCGAAUGUCUCAACCUAGGGAACUUCAACUCGCUCAUGGCCAUCAUCACCGGGAUGAACAUGAGUCCCGUGGCACGACUCAAGAAGACCUGGUCCCACGUCAACACCGACAAAUUCCAGAUCCUUGAGCACCACAUGGACCCCACGAGCAACUUCUGUAAUUACCGCACCGCCCUACGCGCCGCCGCUCAGCGGGCACACGCGGCACAGAGCGACCGUGAGAAGAUCGUGAUCCCCUUCUUCAGCCUCCUCCUCAAGGAUAUUUACUUCCUCAACGAGUCAAGUCCCAGCCUGCUGCCCAGCGGCCACCUCAACGUGGAGAAGCUGCAGGAGCUGACGCGGCAGGUACGCGAGUUCGUGACGUGGCGACGCGCGCGCUGCCCAUACCCCUCCGUGCCCAGCGUGCGGGACUACCUGCAGCACGCGCCCGUCUACCACAGCGAGGAGGCUCUGCAGGUGGCGUCGUACGAGAGCGAGAGCCCCGAGAACCAGACGGAGAAAGAGCGACUCAAAUCGCUCCGGUCCAUGCUGACGUAAAGACGCGAGGAUCUCACCGUCGGCUCGGGAGGAGCCGCUCGCAGCCACCCCGUGCCACCACUGCACCGCGUGCGUGCGUGCGUGUAAUUGUGUGUGUUUGUAGGGAGUGGUGGCGCAGUGGUUAAUGCGCACUGCUUGAUGGACCCAUCUACGACCCGAGUUCGAUUCCGCCCUCGCGGCCACCAACAUCGCUGAUGAAUAUCUGACCUGGUCCUGGGCCCUCCCCUAGUUGUUAACUCAGCCCUAUAUGAGAACCUGGUGCACCCAACCACCUCGUGUGCUGUGCCAAACUUCGUAGGUGCUUUCUAACAGCACUUGCCCCAACAGACUGUUGAAGUGUAUAUGGCGGGGGGAGGUUGGUGAACCUUUGUCUUUGUGUAUGAGCUCGUGUGCAUCGGGGGAGAGGCGGUCAAGUGGUUGGCACAGUGUGCUAUAAACCCAAAGGCCUCGGUUCGAUCCCAGGCCGUGCCAUAUAUCGGCGCCUGGCUUGUGCGACCCCCCCUCGGUCGACUUUGCCUACAAUUAUUCUGCCUGCAGCAGCGUUUCGACGUCGGCGGUGGGGGAGCCGAUGGCGGGUCAGGGUGCGUGUGUGUGUGUCGCGUGUAACGUGCCACGUCAGCCUUAAUGGGUGCUCACUAAUUGGGCAACCUACAAAAGAGUGUCCAGGCUUUGCAGGGGGGGGUCUCUGCAUUGCCGUGUGUGGGCGGGUGGGUGCAUGUGCCCGCGUAUGGGUGUGUGUGCGUGAGUGCGAGUUUUUGCGAGUGUGUGUGUACGGUAGUUGUGUGUGAAUGUGAUGGAUCCUACAGCCUGUUCAGCUAUGGGUGGGGGGGGGAUGUUUGCCUUUGGAUGUGUAAUGCUAUGCGCAUGAUUGCAUACGUUUGUAUGGGUGUGUAUGAGUGAGUGUUUAGGUGUAUAUGUUAUGUAUGGAUGUCUUUGUAUGUGUAUAUGAUUGUGUAUAGAUGCGAGUGUGCAAGUGUGUAUGAGUGCACGUUUGUUUGAUUGUGUGUUGGAGUGCGCGUGUUUUAUAUCGUGAGUAUGAGUGUGUAUAAGCGCGUGUUCGUAUAGGUGUGUGUGAGUGUGUAUAGGUGUGUGUGUGAGUGCGUGUGUUUGUGUAGGUGAGUGACUGUGUAUGAGUACGUUUGUGUAGGUAUGAGU
Molecule: messenger RNA, 4228 nt
Organism: Petromyzon marinus (sea lamprey)
Lineage: Eukaryota; Metazoa; Chordata; Hyperoartia; Petromyzontiformes; Petromyzontidae
Product: ras-GEF domain-containing family member 1B-like
Biological process (GO): Ras protein signal transduction
Cellular component (GO): plasma membrane
Molecular function (GO): guanyl-nucleotide exchange factor activity
Source: RefSeq, a predicted model, not a curated record